Neomonachus schauinslandi (Hawaiian monk seal) is the source of this 3718-nucleotide messenger RNA. It is a transcript of the gene ITGB6, whose product is annotated as integrin subunit beta 6. NCBI's taxonomy places the organism in Eukaryota, Metazoa, Chordata, Mammalia, Carnivora, Phocidae. Gene Ontology annotation, biological process: cell migration; cell adhesion mediated by integrin; integrin-mediated signaling pathway. The record is from RefSeq and is a predicted model, not a curated record. The transcript has 16 exons. The coding region runs from base 133 to 2499 and encodes 788 amino acids. Gene Ontology annotation, molecular function: integrin binding. Gene Ontology annotation, cellular component: integrin alphav-beta6 complex; cell surface; focal adhesion.
AUGUUGAAGUUGCUUUUAAACACAGCUUUCCUUCUUUACCUGUCCAGGUAGCCUGUUUUCAUUUCAGUCUUAAUGAAAACUUUUAAAUUUACAUCUCAAGUUUCUUUCUAAAGCAGUAGAGAACUGAAACGAAUGGGGAUUGAACUGCUUUGCCUGUUCUUUCUGUUUCUAGGAAGGAAUGAUCACGUACAAGGUGACUGUGCCAUGGGAGGGGCAGAGACCUGUGAAGACUGCUUACUCAUUGGACCCCAAUGUGCCUGGUGUUCUCAGGAGAAUUUUACCCAUCCAUCUGGAGUUGGAGAAAGGUGUGAUACCCCAGCAAAUCUUUUAGCUAAAGGAUGUCAACUAACUUUCAUCGAAAACCCUGUCUCCCAAGUAGAAAUACAUACAAAUAAGCCUCUCAGUGUAGGCAGACAGAAAAAUAGUUCUGACAUUGUUCAGAUUGCACCUCAAAAGUUGACUCUUAAAUUGAGACCAGGCAGUGAACAGACUCUGCAAGUGCAAGUCCGCCAGACGGAGGACUACCCGGUGGACUUGUAUUACCUCAUGGACCUCUCGGCCUCCAUGGAUGAUGACCUCAACACAAUCAAAGAGCUGGGCUCCCUGCUUUCCAAGGAGAUGUCUAAAUUAACCAGCAACUUUAGACUGGGCUUCGGCUCUUUUGUGGAAAAACCUGUCUCCCCUUUUGUGAAAACAACCCCAGAAGAAAUCGCCAACCCUUGCAGUAGUAUUCCAUACUUCUGCUUACCUACAUUUGGAUUCAAGCACAUUUUGCCAUUGACGAAUGAUGCUGAAAGAUUCAAUGAAAUUGUGAAGAAUCAGAAAAUUUCUGCUAAUAUUGACACACCAGAAGGUGGAUUUGAUGCAAUUAUGCAAGCUGCUGUGUGUAAGGAAAAGAUUGGUUGGCGGAAUGACUCCCUCCAUCUCCUGGUCUUUGUGAGUGAUGCCGAUUCUCAUUUUGGAAUGGACAGCAAACUGGCAGGCAUCGUCAUUCCUAAUGAUGGGCUCUGUCACUUGGACAACAAGAAUGAAUACUCCAUGUCAACUGUCUUGGAAUAUCCAACAAUUGGACAACUCAUUGAUAAACUGGUGCAAAAUAACGUGCUAUUAAUCUUUGCCGUAACCCAAGAACAAGUUCAUUUAUAUGAGAAUUAUGCAAAACUCAUUCCUGGAGCUACAGUAGGGCUACUUCAGAAGGACUCUGGAAACAUUCUCCAGCUGAUCAUCUCAGCUUAUGAAGAACUGCGGUCGGAGGUGGAACUGGAAGUGUUAGGAGACACAGAAGGACUCAACCUAUCUUUCACGGCUAUCUGUAACAACGGGGCCCCCUUCCCACACCAAAAGAAAUGCUCUCACAUGAAGGUGGGAGACACAGCUUCAUUUAACAUGACUGUGAGUAUACCAAACUGUGAGAGAAGAAGCAGGCACAUUACCAUAAAGCCUGUGGGGCUGGGGGACGCCCUAGAAAUACUUGUCCGUCCGGAAUGCAGCUGUGCCUGUCAGAAAGAGGUGCAAGUGAACAGCUCCAAAUGCCACAAUGGGAACGGUUCCUUCCAGUGUGGGGUGUGUACCUGCAACCCCGGCCACAUGGGUCCUCGCUGCGAGUGUGGCGAGGACACACUGAGCACGGACUCCUGCAAGGAGGCCCCGGAUCACCCCUCGUGCAGCGGGAGAGGCGACUGCUACUGCGGGCAGUGCACCUGCCACUUGUCUCCCUAUGGAGACAUUUACGGGCCUUACUGCCAGUGCGACAAUUUCUCCUGCGUGAGGCACAAAGGGCUGCUCUGCGGAGAUAACGGCGUGUGUGACUGUGGUGAAUGCGUGUGCAGGCCUGGCUGGGCGGGCGAGUACUGUAACUGCACCACCAGCACGGAUUCCUGCGUCUCCGAGGAUGGGGUGCUCUGCAGCGGGCGAGGGGACUGCGUCUGUGGCAAGUGUGCUUGCACGAAUCCCGGAGCCUCUGGACCGACCUGUGAACGUUGCCCUACCUGUGGUGAUGCCUGUAACUCUAAACGGAGCUGCAUCGAAUGCCACCUGUCUGCAGAUGGCCAGGCCCGAGAAGAAUGUGUUGACAAAUGCAAACUAGCUGGGGCAACCAUCAGUGAAGCAGAAGAUUUUUCAAAGGAUAGUUCUGUUCCCUGUUCUCUGCAAGGAGAAAAUGAAUGUCUUAUUACAUUCCUAAUAACUACAGAUAAUGAAGGGAAAAGCAUCAUUCACAGCAUCAGUGAGAAAGACUGUCCAAAGCCCCCAAACAUUCCCAUGAUUAUGUUGGGGGUUUCACUGGCUAUUCUUCUCAUUGGGCUCGUCCUACUGUGCAUUUGGAAGCUGCUGGUGUCAUUUCAUGAUCGUAAAGAAGUUGCCAAAUUUGAAGCAGAACGGUCGAAGGCCAAGUGGCAAACGGGAACCAAUCCACUCUACAGAGGCUCCACCAGUACCUUUAAAAAUGUAACCUAUAAACACAGGGAAAAACAAAAGAUGGACCUUUCCACAGAUGGAUAGAACUACUUCAUGCAUGAAAAAAGUCUGCUUCACUGAUAUGAAAUGUUAAUGCACUAUUUAAUUUUUCUUUUUUUUUGUUGCUUCAAAACGAGGUGGGUUUAAGAUAAUAAUAGGUCAUCUGGAGAUCAGUCACUGUCUGUAUAAGGCUAGAGACUGUGUUGGCAGGUUCAAAAUAAUCAGGAAGAGAAGUAUCUUUAGCAAAAGGGUGACUUUGGGGAUCAUUGAGGAAUACUAACUGUUGUAUUAAUGCCUCAAAAAAUCAUCAAAAUGACACAUGGGGGCCUGAUUUGCAUUUGAAAAAUGUUUGAAAUUAGAAUCUCAUUUGUUGCAGGAAUAUAGCUACCUGAAGUCUUUGUCUCAGCAAAAUCACAAAGUCCAUAUGCUCACAUUAAAUAAUCACACUUGUGAAUUAAUUCUAAACUUUUAGUAAAUCUGCCCUUUCCUAAAGGUGGAUUCUUUUAAAAAUCUAGAAGAAAUGAGAUACUGACUUUUACUUCAACUGAGACAAUGCAGUUCUUCUAAAGAUGUCCCAAAUGUAGUAAGUGUUAAUAAUUUCUGUGGAUUUGCAUGUACCUAAAAGUCAGGUACACAAGUAAGUAUAAGAAUAAGAAGUAAUUUCUAAAUUAGAAAGUUAAAAAAAUAAAUUAGAAAGUUACCAGUAAAAACAAAAUAUCUAGUCUAUUAUUUAGAUUAUUUUUAAUUACCUGAAGAAGAAAUUUCUACACUCAGUUUCCCUCCUGACCCUGAGUUUUCAAACCACUACUUCUCCCAUAUUUCUCAAUUUAUUUUACUUAGUUUCAUAGUCAUCUAAACCCUGGAAAUAUCAUAUGAAAGUUUUAAUUUCUUGUUAAAAAUUACUUUAAAUGGUUAGAUAGUUUAAUCAAAAAAAGCUCCAAUAAUGCAAAAGGAACAUGGGUUAAACAGAGUAACAUUUUAAGUGGCUUUGAAGCAAACACAUCAAGAGUACAGUCUCUCAUGAGUAAUAGGCUUUCUAUCUAUAUGUUUCCAUUUAUAUAACCUAACUUGCACAUUUCAUGUGCAACAUGGUGAAUAUGCAUUCGUGUAUUUACUUUAAAAAGUAACAUUUUACUUGCAAACUACAUGUGGAUAAUUAAGGAUCCAUAGGUUGAUUGAGGAGAUGGACUCUGUAGAAUAUUAUCUCCUAUUAGUUCGGCUUCACGGAGCACUGUCCUCUUAUUUGAUAAGGAAGCUAAGCCUC